UAACUAAUCAUUUAUUUUUUAAUUUUCCAAUCUUUGCUUCUUUUAAACAGCUCUGGGAUAAAUACCCUUGUAGCAGUAUUUUUGUACAGAGGGUAGAUGUAGUGGUUAAGAACAUAGCUCUGAAGUCAGACUUCUUGGGUUCAAAUCCUGGCUUUGCCACUAACUAGCUAUAUGACUUUGCAUUGAUACUUACUCUCUAUGUUUCAGUUUCCCUUAUCUCAGAACUAGAGAUAAUAAUAGUAUCUACCUCAUAGGGUUGUUAUGAGGAUUAAAUUACUUAAUAUAUGAACAUAGUAAGAACAGUGCCAGGUACAUAGUAAGUGCUCAGUAAAUAUUAGCUAUUAUUAUGUUACCAGUAUAAAAUCCUUAGACAUGAAGAUUAUUAGAAUAUUUUUGAUCAGUAUAUCUUCAGGAAUGUUACUAUGCAUCAUUUUGUGUUACAAGACAAAAACUCUACCAUUAAUUAGUGAAAAUAUGAGAUUUUCUCUACUUUUAAAAUUUCUUUCCUAAAGAUACAAACAUUGUAAGAUAGCACUUAGUAAUCAGUGAGCCUGCUGCUGAUUUUAGGCUUGAUGCUUGGCACUGGCAGAAACAAGUCACAUAUGUCAGCCACCAGUAGUGCUGGUCUUAUGUAGGAAUCCCCAGGGUUGCCAUCUCACCAACACUAGUCCCCAACAUCUUGGUAAUUGAGUGUGUAGAGGGAAUGACCUUCAAGAAAUUUAUGGUAACUUUUCAUGCCUUGAAUCGUGGUUUAAUUUGCUUCGAAUGGCUUUUAUUUUUUUUAACAUUUCAGGGUUGAACAUUCUGAUGAGUCAGUGAUUCAGUGAUUCACAAGCUUGCUGUUCUGUCUUCAAAUAUUAUGCAUUUCCAGAUGUUAUUUAUUGUGUAAGGUGAUUUUAAACCAGUAUAUUUCAGGACAGUCAUAUAGAAAAAUACAUACCCUACCUGGAUCUGCCUCAUUAAGAAAUACUACCAAAAUCAGUGAGAAGAGUAUUACUGUUUUUGAAAAUGAAGUGUCUAACUUAAAAAAAAAAAGGCAUUCAAUUUUUCAGGCCAUAAAACAAGAGUAUAGACACGUUCAUGUGUAUAAACAUUAACCCUAACUGAGAUCGAUUUUAAGAAUACUGAGAAGAUCCUUAAGGAUCUCAUUUUGAAAAUCACUUGCUAUAUACGUCAGUAACUCUUGCUUUGGUUUAGUGGAGUUCAGGGAAUAGCUUCAUUAAUGUCUACAAACUUGUUUUAUGGACCUUGAAAUUACAGCCUUUAAUUCCCAUUAAAAAAAAAUGUCUCUAAGUUUUGAGUGAUGUUAGAAAACAAAUAAAAAAUUAUUACCACCCCAGUUUAAGAGCUCAAUAAUUAAGUAAGACUAUUUUGAUUAUAAAUGGUAGCAGUGGCAACUUGGUAGUUUUUAUUGUUGACAAUUGAAUACGUAAGUUAAAUAAUGGGGCUCCUCAGCAGAAUAAGGUUUGUAAAAGAGGACUUUUCAGCAGUUGAAGUAGAUUGAAGUUUUUAUUUGGCCUUUUUUUUCAUUCUUUUACUUGCAACCAGCUUUUUAAAAAAGAAUCUUUGACUUGAAUCCUUAAAUGCUGGCUUGAACUGUUAUUUUGUGUAAUUUUUUACUUGCCUCAAUCUUGUCCUUUCUAACCAUGUUUUGUGACUAAUCCUCUGUGAGGGAGUGUCUGGGUAAAGCUUUUGGGCCUUAAGUAACAUAACUAGGCUACAUGCAUGAGUCACAACUGACCUAAAUAUAAUCCCCAGGAAAUGAUUAGUUUGCCAGGUUUCUCCUCUAAGGGUUAGUUAGUGCUGUUUCUUAAAAGACUAAGAGAAAUUAGAAAGAUAAAUAUAUUUGUAGUCACUAUCAGAAAGUGAAUAAGAAAAAUGAACACGGCAAAUUUAGCUUCUUAUGGAUCUUUCCACUUGGUAGUUGAUUUGGCUGUCUUUUGAACUUUAACAUGAAGUUCAAAUGAGAUAUGGGUAGUAUUUUAAAAAUUUAAGCCUGUUUACUUUUCUACCCAGCUAAUAUUCUUUGCUUACUUUCCUCUGCUUUUUUCAUACUUUUUACUCUCCAGAACUGCCUAAAGUUACAGAAGAAUCUGUUCCAAGUGGAGAAAAUCAGAGUGUGACAGGAGGUGAUGAAGAAGUAGUAGAUGAAUACCAAGAGUUAAAUGCAAGAGAAGAACAGGAUAUCGAAAUAAUGAUGGAAGGCUGUGAAUAUGCAAUCUCGAAUGCGGAAGCCUUUGCAGAAAAAUUGUCCAGAGAGCUGCAGGUGCUAGAUGGGGCUAACAUCCAGUCAAUCAUGGCAUCUGAAAAACAAGUCAACAUCCUGAUGAAAUUGCUAGAUGAGGCUCUAAAGGAGGUAGAUCAGAUUGAAUUGAAACUGAGCAGUUAUGAGGAAAUGCUCCAAAGUGUAAAAGAACAAAUGGAUCAGAUCUCUGAAAGCAACCACCUAAUUCAUCUUAGUAACACUAAUAAUGUAAAACUCCUAUCUGAGAUAGAGUUCCUUGUGAACCACAUGGACUUGGCCAAAGGUCAUAUAAAGGCCCUUCAGGAAGGAGAUCUUGCUUCUUCCAGAGGCAUUGAGGCCUGCACCAAUGCUGCUGAUGCCCUUCUGCAGUGCAUGAAUGUAGCUCUUCGACCAGGCCAUGACUUGCUUCUGGCAGUCAAACAGCAACAGCAGCGAUUCAGUGAUUUGCGAGAGCUUUUUGCCCGGAGACUGGCCAGUCACCUCAACAAUGUUUUUGUUCAACAGUUUACUCAGGCCCUCCUUCAACUCUAUAACAGGUCCUACUUUCUUUCGGUUCCUGGUCAUGAUCAGAGUUCGACUCUUGCCCAACACUCUGUUGAACUGACUUUACCCAAUCAUCAUCCAUUUCAUAGAGAUUUGCUCCGAUAUGCCAAGCUGAUGGAGUGGCUAAAGAGUACAGAUUAUGGAAAAUAUGAAGGACUAACAAAGAAUUACAUGGAUUAUUUAUCCCGACUAUAUGAAAGAGAAAUCAAAGAUUUCUUUGAAGUUGCAAAGAUCAAGAUGACUGGCACAACUAAAGAAAGCAAGAAGUUUGCUACACUGCCUCGAAAAGAAAGUGCUGUCAAACAGGAAACAGAGAGUCUUCAUGGAAGUUCGGGGAAAUUAACUGGAUCUACUUCUAGUCUAAAUAAGCUCAGUGUUCAGAGUUCAGGGAAUCGCAGAUCUCAGUCAUCUUCCCUGUUGGAUAUGGGAAACAUGUCUGCCUCUGAUCUCGAUGUUGCUGACAGGACCAAAUUUGAUAAGAUCUUUGAACAGGUACUAAGUGAACUGGAGCCCCUAUGUCUGGCAGAACAGGACUUCAUAAGUAAAUUUUUCAAACUACAGCAACAUCAAAGUAUGCCUGGAACUAUGGCUGAAGCAGAGGACCUGGAUGGAGGAACAUUAUCACGGCAACAUAAUUGUGGCACACCACUGCCUGUUUCAUCUGAGAAAGAUAUGAUCCGCCAAAUGAUGAUUAAAAUAUUUCGCUGCAUUGAGCCAGAGCUGAACAACCUAAUUGCAUUAGGAGACAAAAUUGAUAGCUUUAACUCUCUUUAUAUGUUAGUCAAAAUGAGUCAUCAUGUGUGGACUGCACAAAAUGUGGACCCUGCUUCUUUCCUAAGUACUACAUUGGGAAAUGUUUUGGUGACUGUCAAAAGGAACUUUGACAAAUGCAUUAGUAACCAAAUAAGGCAAAUGGAAGAAGUAAAGAUCUCAAAAAAGAGUAAAGUUGGAAUUCUUCCAUUUGUUGCUGAAUUUGAAGAAUUUGCUGGACUUGCAGAAUCAAUCUUCAAAAAUGCUGAGCGUCGUGGAGACCUGGAUAAAGCAUACACCAAACUUAUCAGAGGAGUAUUUGUUAAUGUGGAGAAAGUAGCAAAUGAAAGCCAGAAGACCCCCAGGGAUGUGGUUAUGAUGGAAAACUUUCACCAUAUUUUUGCAACUCUUUCUCGAUUGAAAAUCUCAUGUCUAGAAGCAGAAAAAAAAGAAGCCAAACAAAAAUACACAGAUCACCUUCAGUCUUAUGUCAUUUACUCUUUAGGACAACCUCUUGAAAAACUAAAUCAUUUCUUUGAAGGUGUUGAAGCUCGCGUGGCACAGGGCAUAAGGGAGGAGGAAGUAAGUUACCAACUUGCAUUUAACAAACAAGAACUUCGUAAAGUCAUUAAGGAGUACCCUGGAAAGGAAGUAAAAAAAGGUCUAGAUAACCUCUACAAGAAAGUUGAUAAACAUUUAUGUGAAGAAGAGAACUUACUUCAGGUGGUGUGGCACUCCAUGCAAGAUGAAUUUAUACGCCAGUAUAAGCACUUUGAAGGUUUGAUAGCUCGCUGUUAUCCUGGAUCUGGUGUUACAAUGGAAUUCACUAUUCAGGACAUUCUGGAUUAUUGUUCCAGCAUUGCACAGUCCCACUAAACCUUGUGAAAGAAGAAAAGAUAACUGAAUGAAGCAUUUGAGUAUAACAGACACUAUACCAAAAUACCAAGCAACUGUUUUGAGAACCCAGACUUAAAAUUUUAUGUAUUAUUAAAUGUUAGAUAAAUGGGUAGUACCAUACUACAAAUAUUUAAAUGCAAAAUUACCAACCUAUAUAGCAGUUUUAUUUGCCCUAUAGGUUGCAUACUAACUUAAGCAUUCAUGUCACCAUAAAAUGCCUUUAGCAUUUCUCAAUGACUGGAUGGGAAAUUUUCCUUUAUUGCCUAGCUGCUUGUGUUUGAGUGGUUGUCCUAUGAGCAAUGCAUUUGGAGUUCUUCAGCUUUCACUACUUCUCUGUUGCUUGCUAAUCAUGUAACUACUAAAAUACUGUACAAAAUUGUUUUUUCACACUAACAAAUGUGUAUAUGGAGAAGAGGGCUCAUGUGAUGAUCAUUUGUGAACUUAGAUUUUUGAGGAUUAUGUGACUAGUAAUAAAUGUGAAAUAAAUUUUCAAAAAAGUUGACAUUUGAUAAUAUUUUUAGGUCUAUCAUAUGCUGUCUUCUGUAUUAAAGCAAGUUCUUACAAAAUCCA
This is a messenger RNA of Homo sapiens (human), 5005 nucleotides long. RefSeq names its product exocyst complex component 1 (gene EXOC1). Gene Ontology annotation, cellular component: cytoplasm; perinuclear region of cytoplasm; exocyst. NCBI's taxonomy places the organism in Eukaryota, Metazoa, Chordata, Mammalia, Primates, Hominidae. The transcript has 17 exons. Gene Ontology annotation, biological process: exocytosis. The coding region runs from base 2195 to 4414 and encodes 739 amino acids. The record is from RefSeq and is a predicted model, not a curated record.